AUGUGAUUUGUUAACUUGUCGGUUCUCAUUGCCUACAUUCUGAUCGCGGGUAUUCUUCGUCCUUCUUGAAUUUUCUCUGCCCAGUUUCAUAUCUCCGGCUAGACCGGUCCAAUCCCGGUCGUUGAUUAACUAUUCCUACAUAGUCAUGAAUCCAGAAUACGACUACCUGUUCAAGCUUUUGCUAAUUGGAGAUUCUGGAGUUGGUAAAUCAUGUCUUCUUUUAAGAUUUGCUGAUGAUUCAUAUCUGGACAGCUAUAUUAGCACAAUUGGAGUUGACUUUAAAAUACGCACUGUUGAACAGGAUGGAAAGACUAUAAAGCUUCAAAUUUGGGACACUGCAGGACAAGAACGUUUUCGGACAAUAACUAGUAGCUACUAUCGGGGAGCCCACGGCAUCAUAAUAGUUUAUGAUGUGACAGACCAAGAAAGCUUCAAUAAUGUUAAGCAAUGGUUGAAUGAAAUUGACCGCUAUGCAAGUGAUAAUGUAAACAAGCUUUUGGUUGGAAACAAGAGUGACUUAACUGCUAACAAAGUUGUGUCAUAUGAAACAGCUAAGGCAUUUGCUGAUGAAAUUGGCAUCCCGUUCAUGGAGACCAGUGCGAAAAAUUCCACUAAUGUGGAGCAGGCUUUCAUGGCCAUGGCAGCCGAAAUCAAGAACAGAAUGGCAAGUCAACCAUCAAACAAUGCAAGGCCACCAACUGUGCAGAUUCGAGGACAACCCGUGAACCAGAAUUCGGGCUGCUGCUCAUCUUAGUUGGUUUCUCAUAUCUGAUACCCGCACCACGUUGUCAUGUAAUGGUACGUUUUACAACUCUCUGAACUGGUGAGAGUGAAUCGCACAUGUUCCAAACCAUAUGAUAAAUUUGUCAGCUCAUUCUAUUUAAAAAUUCCAUUCUUUGUAGUGUUAACUGGUCUGUACAAAAGAUGUUUGCUGUUAAGCAAUGAUGUUAUUUUCCAUGGGAUAGUUUGAUGUGUUAUGUGGAUUCUUACAGGGAACUUCUUCAGUUCUAAAUAUUGUUUUGCAAGUCAUUAUUUGUAUUACAAGCUACUCCAUCAUUGUGGUUAUUCUCAAGUGCUUAACUUGGAGUUGGCUUUAUUUUCA
This is a messenger RNA of Humulus lupulus (European hop), 1102 nucleotides long. RefSeq names its product GTP-binding protein YPTM2. The transcript is spliced from 8 exons. Gene Ontology annotation, molecular function: GTP binding; GTPase activity. The record is from RefSeq and is a predicted model, not a curated record. Lineage: Eukaryota; Viridiplantae; Streptophyta; Magnoliopsida; Rosales; Cannabaceae. Bases 146 to 754 code for a protein of 202 amino acids.